Molecule: messenger RNA, 2578 nt
Organism: Drosophila guanche
Lineage: Eukaryota; Metazoa; Arthropoda; Insecta; Diptera; Drosophilidae
Product: proton-coupled amino acid transporter-like protein CG1139
Exons: 7
Coding region: 439-1902 (487 amino acids)
Biological process (GO): amino acid transmembrane transport
Cellular component (GO): vacuolar membrane
Molecular function (GO): amino acid transmembrane transporter activity
Source: RefSeq, a predicted model, not a curated record
CCGAUAGUGCCAUCGAUAGUUCUCCACCUCCAACUGCUGAUCUGAUUCGGACCCAGAUUCACAUCAGAAAUCCUACAGCUGGCACAAUCGCGCGAGAUACACCACUGCAGACACACGCAUUCCCCCUCUGCACCUAACACCUCACAUGGGAAACCCAUGAAAUCUUGGAGUGCUUGAAUUUUAAUUUGAUUUUGCACCCAGAUAUUAGUUGUACACUUGCGCGUCGACGCUGUGACCUUCGCAUCAGUGGGUCUCGUCUCGUGUCUUCUUCUGCACCGCUUUCAUUGUCAGUGUCAAGAAGGAAAAAUCAAUGGAGGACUUGACACCAUUAACCAACCUUCAACAGUUCCAAUAAUUCCACAAUAACUACUGGGCAUUCCCUCUAUAUUUUGUGACUUUUCCAUUCCGAUUCCGGAGGGUGCGGCGCGUAAGAAAAAUAUGACGGAACGCCAGCCGUUGCUGCUCCAAAGCGAUGCAUCCGACUAUGAGGGUAGCCGGGGGGGGGCAGCUCGCCCGGCCCGCAGCUCACCGCCCGACAACACGCUCGUCAAUGUGCACAGCGAGGACAGCAUAGCAGUGCAUGCGGCAGCCUCGGGUUCCGGAGACGAUGAUCAGGCGGCUCUGGACAAGGCCAGCUACAAUCCCACAUUGCAUCGUACCCUGGAGCAUCCCACAUCCAACUCGGAGACGCUGGUGCAUCUGCUGAAGGGAAACAUUGGCACUGGCAUUCUGGCCAUGCCGGACGCCUUCAAGAAUGCCGGCCUCUAUGUGGGUCUCUUUGGAACUCUGAUUAUGGGCGCCAUUUGCACUCACUGCAUGCACAUGCUGGUCAACUGCUCCCACGAGCUGUGCCGCCGGCUACAGCAGCCGGCCUUGGAUUUUUCGGAUGUGGCUUACUGCAGUUUUGAGACGGGACCGUUGGGUUUGCGACGAUACUCUCUACUGGCCAGGCGGAUCGUUACCACCUUUCUGUUCAUCACACAGAUUGGCUUCUGCUGCGUCUACUUUCUGUUUGUGGCACUGAACAUUAAGGAUGUGAUGGACCACUACUUCAAGAUCGAUGUGCACAUCUAUUUGUUGAUUAUGCUGAUGCCCAUGAUUGUGCUGAAUCUGGUGCGGAAUCUCAAGUAUCUGACACCCGUUUCGCUCAUUGCCGCCAUACUCACGGUGGCCGGAUUGGCCAUUACCUUCUCGUACAUGCUGCACGAUCUUCCGGACGUGCACACGGUCAAGCCGAUAGCCUCGUGGGCCACGCUGCCUCUCUACUUUGGCACCGCUAUCUACGCAUUUGAGGGCAUCGGUGUGGUGCUGCCGCUUGAGAACAAUAUGCGCACACCCGAUGACUUUGGCGGCACCACGGGCGUCCUCAACACGGGCAUGGUAGUCGUCGCCUGUCUGUAUACAUCUGUGGGAUUCUUUGGCUACCUGAAGUACGGCGAAGAUGUCAAGGGCAGCAUUACACUUAAUCUGCCGCAAGGCGAUGGUCUCUCGCAGCUGGUACGGCUUACCAUGGCCGUGGCCAUCUUCCUCUCGUAUACGCUGCAGUUUUAUGUGCCCGUGAAUAUUGUCGAGCCGUUUGUGCGCAGCCAUUUUGACACUACGCGGGCCAAGGACCUGGCUGCGACUAUUCUGCGCACAGUGUUGGUCACAUUUACUUUUCUCUUGGCCACGUGCAUUCCCAAUUUGGGCUCCAUUAUUUCGCUGGUUGGGGCCGUCAGCAGCUCGGCUCUGGCUCUCAUUGCGCCGCCAAUCAUUGAGAUUAUUACGUACUAUCAUGUGGGCUAUGGCCGCUACAAUUGGAUGCUAUGGAAGGACUUUCUCAUUCUAAUCUUUGGACUGUGUGGCUUUGUCUUUGGCACUUGGGCGAGCUUGGCUCAAAUUUUAAACGACAGAACUCACUAGACAGGGAACGGAACAGGGAAAGUGAUGUGCGAAUUUACGAAUGACGAAGGCUUUACGUAGAUAACUUCACUCGAGUGACUCUACGAAUAUUUGUACAAUUAGGUUGUUUCUCCCCCAUAUUUUUUAAACGGGCUUCGAGACCUGUGGCGGUGCUCAAAUUUGUUUUAUUUAUUUCUUUGUCCACGAAUUAGUUGCAAUUCUGUGUUAUCCACUAGCUACAAUUCUUGUACCAGACAAUAACUAGCAUUUUAAGUAUACAAUUUUAUAUAUUUUUUUCGCUUGAUUUAAUAUAAUUAGGUUGAAGGAGGAGCUUGAUCUUAUUUGAGGACCGCACCGCACAAUGCCAAAAGUGAUUUUUUGUCGUAGUAUAUGUUAAAUAAAUUAUUGUUUAGAUUUUACUAUGGAUUGAUCCCCCAGUAGUCUAGGUCUAGGGUCGUGACAGAUCAUUCCAAAGCAACGGCUAAGAAUUGAUCAGAAAUAGAAGCAGCAACCGAACGUGAGCUCUAGCUUAACCACAUACUUUUAUCGUUAUUAUAUACUCCAUUAAGGGUUCCGUUCCGUUACCCAAAUCUCUCCUGUAUAUACAUACAAUAUAUACUCGGUAUCCACAAAAUGUUCUUUAAUUGUUCAAAACGUAACAAAAGACAAUAAUUAAUGUAAUGUUUAUAAAAACCAA